GUUAUGUUUGUAUUUACUUUGACGUGGCCCCAUUUCGUCUAAGAAGCCCUAAAAAAAAUGCCACAAAGUAAAUAUUCAAUCCUGUUGCCCACGUACAAUGAAGUGGACAAUCUUCCCAUAAUAAUUUGGCUGCUUGUAAAGCACAUGAACGCCAGUGGACACCCUUAUGAAAUUAUUAUAAUCGACGAUGGGAGUCCGGAUGGAACUUUGGAGGCCGCACAACAGUUACAAAAAAUCUAUGGGGAAGAUAAAAUUGUGUUGAGACCAAGAGAGAAAAAACUGGGACUCGGAACUGCUUAUAUUCAUGGAAUUAAGAAUGCUACUGGAGAUUUUAUUAUUAUUAUGGAUGCAGAUUUAAGUCAUCAUCCUAAAUUCAUUAAAGAGUUCAUAGAGAAGCAAAAGGCACAUGACUAUGAUGUUGUCACAGGAACCCGGUAUGUGGGCUCAGGAGGGGUUCAUGGUUGGGAUUUUAAGAGGAAACUAAUAUCCAGAGGUGCGAAUUUGUUAACUCAGAUCCUGUUAAGACCUGGGGUUUCUGACCUCACUGGUUCUUUUAGGCUGUACAAAAAGGACGUCCUAGAAACCCUGAUUAAAAGUUGCGUUUCCAAGGGCUAUGUCUUUCAAAUGGAAAUGAUUGUGAGGGCCAGACAAAAAGGGUUCACCAUAGGUGAGGUUCCGAUAACAUUUGUCGAUAGAGUUUAUGGGGAAUCCAAACUGGGUGGGUCAGAAAUUGUGCAGUUUGCCCAGGCCCUAUUGUACUUGUUCGCUACCACUUAAUUAAAAUUCCGUAUUUAGGUUGUCAAUGAAUAAAGUUUGCAUUUGUUUAUUAUAA
Anthonomus grandis grandis is the source of this 832-nucleotide messenger RNA. It is a transcript of the gene Dpm1, whose product is annotated as dolichol-phosphate mannosyltransferase subunit 1. The transcript is spliced from 4 exons. Gene Ontology annotation, biological process: GPI anchor biosynthetic process; protein O-linked glycosylation via mannose. The record is from RefSeq and is a predicted model, not a curated record. Gene Ontology annotation, molecular function: dolichyl-phosphate beta-D-mannosyltransferase activity. Bases 58 to 777 code for a protein of 239 amino acids. NCBI's taxonomy places the organism in Eukaryota, Metazoa, Arthropoda, Insecta, Coleoptera, Curculionidae. Gene Ontology annotation, cellular component: endoplasmic reticulum membrane.